UAAUGGCAAGAAAAAAUAAUAAAUCAAAAAAGAAGGCUUAACACGCAUUUAUAUUAUAAAGGGAAGAGGAAGAAUAAAAAAAGAAAGAAUUGAAAUAACAGAGAAAAGUAGAGAAAGAAGAGAAUAAAUGGAUUGAUGAUUUAGAUGAUUUAGAAAUUGAUUCUGAAGAACAUGUCUUUGGAUUAAAGAAGAAAAUUAAAAAAGACAAAAAGAACAAGAAAACAAAGAAAGAGGUAUAAAAUAUUUUAAGUUUAGAAAAAAGUAAUUAAAAAACCAGAAAGUAGAGUUGAUGCUGCUCGUAGAAAGAAGAGAGAAAGAAAAGCUAGAAAACAUCCUGUUAGUUAUUCUAAAGAUGUUGAAAUGUGAU
Molecule: messenger RNA, 367 nt
Organism: Paramecium pentaurelia
Lineage: Eukaryota; Ciliophora; Oligohymenophorea; Peniculida; Parameciidae
Source: the annotation of a GenBank genome assembly